Prunus armeniaca (apricot) is the source of this 1698-nucleotide messenger RNA. The record is from the annotation of a GenBank genome assembly. Lineage: Eukaryota; Viridiplantae; Streptophyta; Magnoliopsida; Rosales; Rosaceae.
AUGGGAUUCGCGGAGGCUCAGCCGGACUUGUUUCUAGGGCUUAACGCGCACCACUGCUCGGGGUCAACGAAUUCAGUCCAAUCCGUUCCGCUGCAAUUGCUCGACCUGAAGGAAGAGAAGAUUAGGGUUGAGAAUGGAGACGAUAGUCACGAGGAGGAAGAUGACGAGAAAUUCAGUCUCUUGGGGCACUCUAUCUGCCCGAAGAGGCCGAGGGAUGGGUCUGGGUUCGCUCUGAACCCGACCCCGUCGAAGUGCUUGGCCGUCGAAUCGGCUGGGCUGGAGGCGAGGCGGGAUGCGGUUCGCACUUGGGGGAACCAACCGCUUUCGGUUUCGGACCCGGAAAUUCAUGAAAUUAUGGAGAAGGAGAAGCAUCGUCAGUUCAAAGGCAUCGAAUUGGUGGCUUCUGAGAAUUUCGUGUGCAGAGCUGUAAUGGAAGCUCUGGGCAGCCACUUGACGAACAAGUACUCCGAGGGUAUGCCCGGAGCAAGAUACUACACUGGCAAUCAGCACAUUGAUCAGAUUGAAUUGCUCUGUCAUGAACGCGCAUUGGCCGCUUUCAGUCUCGAUCCAGAGAAAUGGGGUGUCAAUGUCCAGCCUUACUCUUGUACCUCUGCGAAUUUUGCAGUCUACACCGGUCUUUUGCUCCCAAAUGAUCGGAUUAUGGGCUUGGAUUCGCCUUCCGGAGGGCAUAUGAGUCAUGGGUAUUAUACUCCCAGUGGGAAGAAGGUCUCUGCAGCUUCGAUAUUCUUUGACAGUUUCCCUUAUAAGGUGAACCCACAAACAGGUUACAUUGAUUAUGAUAAGCUUGAGGAGAGGGCAGUUGAUUAUCGCCCCAAGAUACUAAUUUGCGGUGGGAGUUCAUACCCCAGGGAGUGGGAUUAUGCCAGGUUUAGGCAUAUUGCGGAUAAAUGCGGAGCUGUGUUGAUGUGCGACAUGGCACAUAUCAGCGGUCUUGUGGCAGCCAAGGAAUGUGCAAGUCCGUUUGAUUAUUGUGAUAUUGUUACGUCAACAACGCACAAGAGUCUCCGGGGUCCUAGGGGAGGCAUUAUCUUUUACAGGAAAGGCACAAAACUAAGGAAGCAAGGAAUGCAUCAUACUAAUGGAGAUGGUAGUAGCCAUUAUGAUUUUGAGGAAAAGAUAAAUUUUGCUGUUUUCCCUUCCUUACAAGGAGGUCCUCACAACAACCAUAUUGCUGCUCUUGCCAUAGCCUUAAAACAAGUAGCUACUCCAGAGUAUAAAGCGUACAUGCAACAGGUGAAGAGAAAUGCACAGGCCUUAGCUAAUGCUUUGUUAAGAAGAAAAUUCAGAUUGGUGACUGGUGGUACCGACAAUCACUUGUUGCUUUGGGAUUUGACUGCUCUUGGUUUAACAGGGAGGAACUAUGAGAAGGUCUGUGAGAUGUGCCACAUCACUCUCAAUAAAACUGCUAUAUUUGGUGAUAAUGGUGCUUUUUCUCCUGGUGGAGUGAGAAUUGGUACUCCUGCUAUGACUACAAGAGGUUGUGUGGAGGCUGAUUUUGAGACAAUGGCCGAAUUACUUCUUAGGGCUGCUCAGAUUACUGUUAAUGUUCAGAGGGAAUAUGGAAAAUUUCAGAAAGAUUUUAGCAAAGGUCUCCAGAACAAUAAAGAUAUAAUUGAGCUCAGAAAUCGGGUUGAAACAUUUGCAUCCCAGUUUGCAAUGCCAGGAUAUGAUAUUUAA